This is a messenger RNA of Bactrocera latifrons, 671 nucleotides long. RefSeq lists its product as uncharacterized. The coding region runs from base 146 to 607 and encodes 153 amino acids. The record is from RefSeq and is a predicted model, not a curated record. Lineage: Eukaryota; Metazoa; Arthropoda; Insecta; Diptera; Tephritidae. The transcript has 2 exons.
UUUGGAAAGCGUUUAGUCGACAACGGACGCGAUUGCCAUAUAGAAGAGCUAGACCAAAUAUUGUUAUAGAAACCAACAACAAAAAAAAAAUCAAGUGCUGAAAGUGUGUUCGAAUUCCCAAAAGAAAACAAAAAACAAUACAAAGAUGAUUGACCUAUUGAGGAAGUGCUUUAUUGUCUUAAUCUGCAUUACUUGCGCUUUGGCGGUCGAUUUGCAGUACUCGGAAAUAGUAACGGUUAACAAUGAAACGCGUUAUAUUGUGCUAAAUCCAGAUGCCCCUUUGACUUUGUUCAAUAAAAAUCAUUACGUCGGCGGACAAUAUGUUUUCACAUCCGGUAAGAGAAUUACAGGCGAUCGCUUGAUACUCAACUUCCAGGACUCAACGCAAUUCACUAAAGGUGAAGAUGUUGAAGCUCUACUACGUUAUCCAGCCAAGGGUACCGAUACAAAUAUCAUAACUCAGGUAGAGAUCUAUGCAGCAGUUUCCUCGGAAGAUGCCGACUCUUUCUUCGUCGAUGGCGGUAUAAACAAAUCCUUUUGUGAGAUACUUAUCGCCGGCAAUAAGACAAGUUAUGUCGAGUUUGAGAUGUUCAUUUAUGGUUAUUAGCUGUACGUAAUGUGUGCCGUUACAUUGAAAAUGAAUACAUGAAAUAAUUUUUGUUGAGCAAAAA